Molecule: messenger RNA, 2577 nt
Organism: Globicephala melas (long-finned pilot whale)
Lineage: Eukaryota; Metazoa; Chordata; Mammalia; Artiodactyla; Delphinidae
Gene: TGFBR2
Product: transforming growth factor beta receptor 2
Biological process (GO): heart development; transforming growth factor beta receptor signaling pathway; cellular response to growth factor stimulus
Cellular component (GO): plasma membrane; signaling receptor complex
Molecular function (GO): transforming growth factor beta binding; SMAD binding; ATP binding
Source: RefSeq, a predicted model, not a curated record
GCGGGAACGCGCGAGGCCGCUGAAAGUUUGCCAAAGCCCCGGAGGGGCCGGUCCCGGGGACGUGAUUGGCAGCUGCGAGGGAGGGCGAGGACCGGGAGCCGAGACGGGGAGCAGGCUCGGGGCGGCGAGAGGUCCUGCCCAGCUGUUGGCGAGGAGUUUCCUGUUUCCCCUGCGGCGCCCGGGCGAAGUCGUGAGUCACUCGCGCGCCCGGCCCGACGACACUCCGCGCGCGCACCCGCCGGCCGGGCCGGCCUCCCGCGCAGCUCCCCUCGGCCGCCGGGCCCCCCGCACCUCGCCCACCGCCACCCUCUGCGGCGCCACAUCUGGCCGCACCGCUGCUCCGCGCGGGUCCGCAGGGCGCGGCGCGGAGGCGCGGCGUGCGCGCUCGGGCCGGUCUAUGCGGAGCGGCGGGGGCUGCCAUGGGCCGGGGGCUGCUUGGGGGCCUGUGGCCGCUGCACAUCGUCCUGUGGACACGCAUCGCCAGCACGAUCCCGCCUCACGUUCCCAAGUCCGUUAACAGUGACAUGAUGGUCACUGACGACAAUGGUGCCGUCAAGUUGCCGCAGUUGUGUAAAUUCUGUGAUGUGAGAUUGUCCACCUGUGACAGCCAGAAGUCCUGCUGGAGCAACUGCAGCAUCACGGCCAUCUGUGAGAAGCCGCAAGAGGUCUGCGUGGCUGUCUGGAGAAAGAAUGAUGAGAACAUCACACUGGAGACGGUCUGCCAUGACCCCAAGAUCGCCUACCAUGGAUUUGUCCUUGACGACGCUGCUUCUUCAGAGUGUAUUAUGAAGGAAAAAAAGGGGUCUGGAGAGACUUUCUUCAUGUGUUCCUGCAGCUCCGAAGAGUGCAACGACCACAUCAUCUUCUCCGAAGAAUACGCCACCAACAACCCCGACUUGCUGUUGGUCAUCUUCCAAGUGACAGGUGUCAGCCUCCUGCCGCCGCUGGGCAUCGCCAUUGCUGUCAUUGUCACCUUCUACUGCUACCGCGUCCACCGGCAGCAGAAGCUGAGCCCGGCCUGGGACUCGGGCAAGCCGCGCAAGCUGAUGGAGUUCAGUGAGCACCUGGCCAUCAUCCUGGAGGAUGACCGCUCCGACAUCAGCUCCACCUGCGCCAACAACAUCAAUCACAACACGGAGUUGCUGCCCAUUGAGCUGGACACCCUGGUGGGCAAAGGGCGCUUCGCCGAGGUCUACAAGGCCAAGCUGAGGCAGAACACGUCUGAGCAGUUUGAGACCGUGGCCGUCAAGAUCUUCCCCUAUGAAGAAUAUGCCUCCUGGAAGACGGAGAAGGACAUCUUCUCGGACAUCAACCUCAAGCACGAGAACAUCCUACAGUUCCUGACAGCUGAGGAGCGCAAGACGGAGCUGGGCAAGCAGUACUGGCUGAUCACCGCCUUCCACGCCAAGGGCAACCUGCAGGAGUACCUGACGCGCCACGUCAUCAGCUGGGAGGACCUGCGCAGGCUGGGCGGCUCGCUGGCCCGUGGCAUCGCACACCUACACAGCGACCACACGCUGUGCGGCCGACCCAAGAUGCCCAUCGUGCACAGGGACCUCAAGAGCUCCAACAUCCUGGUCAAGGGAGACCUCACCUGCUGCCUCUGUGACUUCGGCCUCUCCCUGCGGCUGGACCCCACUCUGUCUGUGGAUGACCUGGCCAACAGCGGGCAGGUGGGAACGGCGAGAUACAUGGCUCCAGAGGUCCUAGAGUCCAGGAUGAAUCUGGAGAAUGUCGAGUCCUUCAAGCAGACAGAUGUCUACUCCAUGGCCCUGGUGCUCUGGGAGAUGACGUCUCGCUGCAGCGCAGUGGGAGAAGUGAAGGAUUAUGAGCCUCCAUUCGGUUCCAAGGUGCGGGAGCAUCCCUGUGUCGAAAGCAUGAAGGACAACGUGUUGAGAGAUCGAGGACGACCCGAAAUCCCAAGCUCCUGGCUCAACCACCAGGGCAUCCAGAUGGUGUGUGAGACGCUGGCCGAGUGCUGGGACCACGACCCCGAGGCCCGGCUCACGGCACAGUGUGUGGCCGAGCGCUUCAGUGAGCUGGAGCACCUGGACAGACUCUCGGGCAGGAGCAGUUCAGAGGAGAAGAUUCCCGAAGACGGCUCCCUGAACACUACCAAAUAGCUCUUCCAGCGGCUGGCCGAGUGUGGCUGCCCCUGUGGCCAAAGAACAGAGGCAGCAGGAAGCUGCCCCUGAACGAUGCUUCCUGGAACCCCGGGGCCGCUCCCUCCCCCCCGAGCUGGGGAGGGGGUGACAGGAAGCGUCCUAUGUCUUUGACUUUGUCAUAGGAUAAGCUGUGUUAGCACUUCCUCAGGAAAUGAGAUUGAUUUUUACAAUAGCCAAUAACAUUUGCACUUUAUUAAUGCCUGUAUAUAAAUAUGGAAUAGCUAUGUUUUAUAUAUAUCUAUAUAUGUUUAUAUCUAUCUAUACGGCCAUACUCUAGAAAGAGGUGAGGAAAAAGAUCAAAUAUGCCCAAGAAAUGGGUUGGAUGGGCGAGCUUGGCACUGAGCACAGAAGGAAGGGCUCUGGGGCAGCCUCAGCACUUGGCAGUCACUCGUGUGCUGGGCCUCUGAGCACA